Hyaloperonospora brassicae is the source of this 1755-nucleotide messenger RNA. Lineage: Eukaryota; Oomycota; Peronosporomycetes; Peronosporales; Peronosporaceae. The record is from the annotation of a GenBank genome assembly.
AUGAAGUUCAGUCCGCUGACGCUGCUCGCUGCGGCCACUCUCGCGUCUUCGGUCGCGGUCGGCGUCACGUCAGCCGCCGACUCGCCGUCGGUCUCGAACAGCAACGAGGAACUCGCAACGACUCCGUCCACAACGACCCCAACGACCUCAACGUCUCCGUCAACGUCUUCGUCUUCGUUAACGUCUUCGUCUCCGUCAACGCCUUCGUCUCCGUCCACCCGACCCACUACGUCCACAUUGCCCGUCACCUCGUCAGGAUCGCUGCAAGAGGCCAACAACAACAACAACAACAACAACAACGAGAACGGCAACAACAACGAGAACGACAAUGGCAACAACGACACCGACAACGACAAUGACAGUCGCGUGCCUACUCCGUCCCCUGCGGGCGGCUUAGGCAACAGCACCCGCACGGCCCCUGCCGGCGGCGACGUGUUUGCCAACCUCAAGACGAACACGUACCCGUCCGACACGUACCACAUGCCGCCGGUCCGCGCCAUCCACGCGCGUGUCCAGAGCGACGCGCCGCAGCUCGUGGACGGCGUCUUCGUCUCGAGCUUUGGCAACGGCGACCUCGAGGCCGGCUACCUGAGCGCCAUGGACACGGUCAACACGGCGUCGGUCGAGGGCGCGCUCAUGUACGUGCAGGCCGAGGGCAUCAACGUGAACGUCCGGGCCAAAGAAGAGCGCUGCGAGCGCAAGUCGGGCAUGGCGCACAUUGUGUUUUACGAGAUUCUGCUCGUGCAGACGAACGAGACGCUCGCGCAGUUUCAAAAGUCGUGGGGCGAGACGCCCGAGUACGGCCCCAUGCUGCCCAUGGACAGCGGCCGCUGCACGCCGCUCUCGGGCGACGACGACUUCCCGGCCGGCUGCCUCCAGUUCAACGGCGACGACGGCCAGCCGAACGUCGGGCCGUUCAUUGGCGGCGGCAUCAAAGACGACGACGUGCGGGCGCCGUACCCGGACAACUACUGGUUUUCGUUCCCCGGCACGUGUCCUCUGAAAGGAUGGGCCGACAAGACGGACGAGUGCCGCGAGUCGACGCGCAAGGGCCUGUGUGACAUGGGCGAAGGGCCGGACGGCGUCGAGUGCACGUUCACCUACAGCGUGCUGGGCUGGGUCACGAUCGACGACGUUGUGGGCAUCACGGCCAUUGAGAACCCCGACACGGGCUCGACGUACGCCAACUUUACCGAGUGGUGCCUCGCCGACACGAACAACACCGAGUUCUCGGCGAACGCAGAGAGUGGCGAGUUCGAGACGGGACUGCCGUUCUGGGAAGACCCGCUCAACACGACGGCCAACUCGGCGCGUGCCGAAGCGGUUGUGGCCAAGUACGAGGAGACGCUCGCGUCCGGCUCGACGCAGAUUGACAGCACCUUACUGGCUGCUUUCCGUGCCUUGCCGACGCCAGAGGAGCUCGCUGCGUUGAACCCGCCGUGUUACAUGACCGUGGAAGCGUGCGGGUCGGGCAAUGGGUGCAAGCGCGUUGGCUACUCGCAGAUCUGCACUGCGUGCGAAGCGGACGAGGGCUGCGAGACUGGCGGCAACGAUUUCGUGUACCCGAAGCUCGCAAAGGCCAAGACUGAGCUGUCCGAGGAGGAGACGACGACCAAGGUAGCGGACGGCAACAGCACUAGUGGCGGCGUGUCGGACUCGAACACGGACUCGACUGGAGCUAACGCUGCGGCACCGAUGGCGUUCACGGCUGCGUCCGUCGUCCUCGGGCUCGUGGCUGUUGUGCUCGCUCUGUAG